AUGGCCGGUCUGUCAUGCGUAAUGUCCCGUUCAAUCAAGUAUUUGUUCAAGUACUUCAACAAGGGCCAUGACAGGGUAACAACAGAGUUUUACAAAGCCAACUGCGAUGCAGAAUGUCCAAAAGUUAUUGAUGAAAUCAAUUUGAUUUUAUCUGAAGAUGAGAAAAAUAAUUUUGCACUUCAUGAGAUACAAAUAAUGUUUUCUACUAUGGGAAAUAGUUUGAAAGACUUUCCGUUGAUGCCAAAUGAUAAAUUGGUGCAUCAACUCACCGAAGAACAAAGGGCUAUAUAUGGAGAAGUAUUGCAAGAUGCUGAGAAUAAUCUGGGAGGCCUGUUUUUUGUUUAUGGAUAUGGUGGAACGGGAAAAACAUUCUUAUGGAGAGCAUUGUCUUCUGCUUUAAGGUCAAAGGGUGAUAUAGUUUUAAACGUGGCAUCAAGUGGCAUAGCAUCUCUUCUACUACCAGGAGGUAGAACUGCGCAUUCAAGAUUUUCAAUACCAAUAGCUGUUAAUGAAGAUUCAACCUGCAACAUCAGUCAAAGUAGUCCUUUGGCACAGUUGAUAAUGCAAAGUAAGUUGAUCAUUUGGGAUGAGGCACCGAUGAUGCAUAAGUUUUGCUUUGAAGCUUUAGACCGUACUAUGAGAGAUAUCAUGCGUGCUAAAAAUCCAAAAAACUUGGAUAUGACUUUUGGUGGGAAAACCGUGGUGUUAGGUGGAGAUUUCAGACAGAUUCUACCAGUCAUUCCAAAGGGCACUAGGCAAGAUAUUGUUGGAGCAAAUACUGAAGUUAAAGAGAUUGAAAAAUUUGCAAAGUGGAUUGCUAAUAUAGGUGAUGGAACAAUUGGUGAUUGUUUGCAUGGAGAAUAUCGUGCUAUUUUGGCACCAACUUUGGAUAUUGUGGAUGCAGUAAAUGAAUACAUGAAUGACUAUAAUAAUGCCGAAGGAAGGACGCAUCUCAGUUGUGAUUCGGUUUGUAAAUCUGAUUCAAAUGUUGACAUGCUUGCUGAUCUGCACACUGCAGAAUUUUUAAAUGGUUUAAGGUGUUCAGGAGUUCCAAAUCACUCAUUGACUCUAAAAGUUGGCUCACCAGUUAUGCUUCUGAGGAAUAUUGAUCAUUCAUUGGGGUUGUGCAAUGGUACAAGAAUGAUCAUUUCAAAGUUGGCAGAUCAUGUUUUAGAAGCUCAAAUACUAUGCGCGGCAAGUGCCGGUACAAAGGUCUUAAUUCCAAUGAUGUCCUUAACACCUUCUGAUGCAAGAUUGCCUUUUAAGUUCCAAAGGAAGCAAUUUCCACUAAUGUUGUCAUAUGCAAUGAUAAUAAAUAAAAGCCAAGGCCAGACACUAUCCAACGUGGGUUUGUUUUUUAAGAGACCGGUUUUUAAUCAUGGUCAAAUGCAUGUAGCAGUGUCAAGAGUUAGUAAUCCUAAGGGAUUAAAAAUUCUUAUUUGGGAUGAAACUGUAAAAUCUAAAAAUACGACUACAAAUGUCGUAUACAAAGAAGUAUUCAAUAAUGUAUAA
Molecule: messenger RNA, 1512 nt
Organism: Ipomoea nil (Japanese morning glory)
Lineage: Eukaryota; Viridiplantae; Streptophyta; Magnoliopsida; Solanales; Convolvulaceae
Product: ATP-dependent DNA helicase pif1-like
Exons: 6
Coding region: 1-1512 (503 amino acids)
Biological process (GO): telomere maintenance; DNA repair
Molecular function (GO): DNA helicase activity
Source: RefSeq, a predicted model, not a curated record